Molecule: messenger RNA, 1950 nt
Organism: Fusarium pseudograminearum CS3096
Lineage: Eukaryota; Fungi; Ascomycota; Sordariomycetes; Hypocreales; Nectriaceae
Exons: 5
Coding region: 1-1950 (649 amino acids)
Biological process (GO): proteolysis
Molecular function (GO): serine-type endopeptidase activity
Source: RefSeq, a predicted model, not a curated record
AUGCUCAAAAAAAGCCACUGGCAAUAUGGACAGCCGGGAUCACGUCGCAAUCCAAACACCGCUAUUCAGUUUCUGCAUGGGGAUAAUGAACAAGAGACACAAAUAGGAUUUGAAUUCCCGCCAAAGAUACCAAAGACGCCAAACGCAAUAAAUUUCAGAGACUUUACAAAGAGCUAUGAGAGUCUGAAGUUUGACAAAGUAUUCCAGCACGUAGAGUUUCGUCAAAUGACGGUCAAAAGCCCGCCGGUGAAAAGGCCAGAUUGGACCAACUCCGAGGGAAGAGCAGGCGUUCGACGAAAGGACGUGUACUAUUUCUUUCGAUGGUUGUCAAAAAAGAAGUCAGUUGAGAGUAUUAUCCAUCUCAUUGUGGAGGAUGGACAUGGCAUCUCACAUAGCGACGAGGCUAUAGAGGAAUCUUUGAAAGAUUUCAAUAUUGAGAUCCUGGACUGGCGCAAGCCGGACUUGGAUCCUAUGACUUUACAAAACGCUUGCAAGAACUCUGAUCUCCGAGAGGUUCACUUAUGGUGGGACGGAAACAACGCAGUGUUAAGGGCGUGGAGCGAGCCUGAUGGACUUGUAAAGAUAACUACUUUGCAGGUCAUUCACUUGCAUGAAACAAAGAAAAACAUCGAAUCGUCUCAUCGUACCAAGGCAAGGAUAGAAAGUUUCAAAACUCGCAUUAGAGAACAUCGAGCCAAGGUACUGCAGCCUCUUGAAUGCCACCAUUACGAGCCUUACGAGCAACACACAUCCAGGCCCCAAGGACAGAUGCCGACUGAGCAGACAGAGCAACGAGCAAGGAUAGACCCUUACCAGUGGCUCAGCGUCAUGGACAGGUUCGCCGAUGGCAUUGCUAGUUUAGAGCCUCUGGAGUGUUUUCCAGUAGACGAAUACUUGAAUCAUCCCAGUUUGCCAGUUGAGCUGCGAAAAGACGUGAAGGUUGCACUCAUUGACGACGACGUCAAUUUCAUGCAUAAGUCACUUGCCGAGAACAUGGAUGGCGGGAAGAGCUUUGACAGAGAGUAUGAUGAUGGAUACAGACCUGGUCCGCGAGAGCCAUUUCACGGGUCUGCCACUGGACAUGGAACGUGCAUGGCGUAUAUGAUACGCAGAGUCUGCCCUCGUGUUAAGAUCUUUGGGUGCAGGCUGAACGUACUUCGGGGAAAUGUCGAUGGAAAAGCGAGUUUUACGGCUAAAAGCGCCGCUGAUGCAGUAGAAUAUGCAGUGGCUCGCAAAUUCGACAUCAUUUCAAUCUCGUGGACAGUGCAGUUACAGAAGGACGAAAAGCAUGACAACUCAGCUGAUAUCAGUCGUCUCGAAAACGCCAUUUCACUUGUCACCGCCACUGGCAUUCUUGUCUUCUGCUCUGCGCCCGAUAUCGGAAGAGCAAGCAAAGAGACAUUGGAAUCAUACUAUCCUUUUGGAUGUAAAAGAAGUUCGACAGAUUUGUUCAAGAUUGGCGCAGCGAAAGCCGACGGGGUCUCCUUUGCAUGGAUGGGACACGAGGAAAUUGUAAAUUACAUCCUUCCUGGUCACAAGGUUGCUCCUCGGGAAGCCGAUAACCUCCCUGAAGAGGAUGACACGCCAAAGACUGGGUCGUCAGUGGCGACUGCGCUUGCUUCGGGGCUGGCUGCUCUGAGCAUCCAUUGCGUCAGACUUGCGGCCAUUUAUAACAUAUACACCAACAAAAGAGAUGAUUUGUCUGUGAAUGAGACGACAGUCAGAGCAAUCAAGCGGUUUCCAGCUAUGAAGGAAACGUUGGCAAUACUGUGCUCCAAUAAUGAUGAGAAGCAGACCAGAGAUAGGAAUCUUAGAGUGGAAAACUUCUUCAAGAGACCGGGUGAUACUAUGGAUAACAAGGACGUUUCGGAGGAAGAGAAAUGGAAGCAAGUAGUUAAUAUUGCUCGUGACCUUGUCUCAUACAAGACGCUCACGCAGACUACGAUUUGA